Molecule: messenger RNA, 244 nt
Organism: Acaulospora morrowiae
Lineage: Eukaryota; Fungi; Glomeromycota; Glomeromycetes; Diversisporales; Acaulosporaceae
Source: the annotation of a GenBank genome assembly
AUGAGUUUUCAAAUAUUUGUUAGGGGCCUCAGAGGAGAGACAACUACAUAUAAUGAUAUUACUCCCCAGACUAGGAUUAAGAAAAUAAAGAAAAUGGUUGAAGAAAAGAUAGGUAUAGAUGCCAGGGAACAACGUCUUAUUUUUGCCGGAAAACAACUCGAAGAUCACAAUACAGCAGGGCACUAUAAUAUAACAGGAAUGUCUACACUUCAUUUAGUCAUUAGACUCCCAGGUGGCGAGAAAC